AUCGCACUGUGGGCCAGAUUCACGUGACCGACUUUCCUCUGGACAUCUUGUCCAAUCAACAAAUGCAUGUAAUCCAACCGCCUGACACAAUCACUGCACGAUCCCGCUGCCCAAAUCCAACAUGGCGGACGCCUCGCGACUAAAAGCUACUAUCUUCGUGGGUGGCCUCGACAACGCAGUGACGAGCCAGGUCUUGCAUGAAGCCUUCAUGCCCUUUGGAGACGUCGUCAACGUGACCUUGCCUAAACCGGAUUUGCCUUCGUCAGUGGACCCGCACCGUGGAUUUGGCUAUGUCGAGUUUGAGGAAACUGAAGACGCGGAGGAAGCAAUCUACAACAUGGACCAGAGCGAACUUUUCGGACGUGUCAUCAAAGUAGCGGCAGCUAAGCCUCAGAAAGAGCAUAAUGAGGGACUCGGAAGCAAGAAUGCAAUAUGGGAAACAGAGGCUUAUGCGGCGAAAUACAACGUGAGCGAGGAGGAUCGUCAAGUCGCUGAACGUGAAGGCGAGGGCUCAAGCAGCCAGCCUAUGGACCCCAUGCAAGGACUGGAGGGUUUAGACGAGGCAGGUCCAAAGCCAGAGUAAAGAGCAUUGCCAUCUAUAGUCUGCUCCGCUGCGUGAGAUCUAAUCCUUCUCCUGGAUUUCAUGUGCCAAGAGUGAGUUGGGUUGUGGGCUAAAAGGCGACAUGCAAUCGGGGGCCAUCUUAGAAGGCUUGCAGGGAGGAUCUAAGUAUGGAGGAACCCUCCUUAACUUCCAUAAUAAUACUUAGGAGCAGAAUCAACGCAUUGGCGAGGAGCUCGGCGUAAAGGAAAAAAAAGGUACGGUUCUGAA
Molecule: messenger RNA, 829 nt
Organism: Lindgomyces ingoldianus
Lineage: Eukaryota; Fungi; Ascomycota; Dothideomycetes; Pleosporales; Lindgomycetaceae
Product: putative peptidyl prolyl cis-trans isomerase cyclophilin
Exons: 2
Coding region: 122-583 (153 amino acids)
Molecular function (GO): RNA binding
Source: RefSeq, a predicted model, not a curated record